Periconia digitata is the source of this 2390-nucleotide messenger RNA. Lineage: Eukaryota; Fungi; Ascomycota; Dothideomycetes; Pleosporales; Periconiaceae. The record is from the annotation of a GenBank genome assembly.
CUGACUACACAGUCUGAGCCUUCAAAUGUUGUUUGCCGACGGCACGGGAAUACACACAAUCACCUCUACCGCUUUCACCGUAACCGAAUGCGGUUAGACUGGACGGGCGGGAAACUCAAUAAUUGUCAGCGACGUGGCGUUGAUAGAAUCGAUCCUGUACUGGUACAGAAUUUGAGAAUACGGUUCCUUUCGGAUGAUAUCGUAGUAUGUGGAGGUGGGUGUCAUUGUGGAUACAAUGCUGGAAUGCGGGGAAAGUGUAGUGUUUGUCACCAGCAGUCAGUCGGAAUCCUACAUAUGCGCCUCCGGGUGUAAGGCAUAUCGACGGCAUGGGGAAGGGUCUAGCUAAUGGUGUAGUGGCGGCAGUAACCGAUCAUCGUAAUCAUGACGUGCAUUUGAACAACCACCUUUCGUCAACUUCAUCCGAUGCUUCAUGACGACGGAUGUUACUGCCAUAAGAGAGCUGUUUAUCAUGCCAGCACAAAUACAACACUGCCAACGCAUGUUGUGAAGCUUUCCAACAUUCGAUGACAAAUACCAAAAGCUAUGUGACAGUUGACGAGCGCGAUAUCAAUUUGGAUCGCGCAGACAUCCACCGGAAAAGUCGCAUCGAACUUCCCCAAAAAUCGCCCGACUCUUCGAAUGACCACCGUGAAAACCAAGAUGAAGAAGAAAAGAGAAAUAAGUCGACCCUACACCGGGUAAGAGUAUCCGUGAGCGAAAAAAAACACGAUACAGCAGUCAAGAUCAAGAAAACCCUCCACAUCUCCAAGGAAGCCGGCACAGGUAGUAGGAUCAUUGAUGAUGAUCUCCAGAAUGAUGCAUCUGCUCUUGCAAACCCCGUUCCCCAGAAAUCGGAUUCCAGGCUGAAGGAGAAGCUACCCGUGCCGGAAAAAGCCACUGUGAAGGACUUUCUACAUAACCCCAUCGAUAUCACGAAGAAAAAACUGAAUGACCGUGGAAACUCGGAGGCGGCUGCCAAUUUGGCAGCGAAGGAAAUUUCGCAUGGCCAGGAGGUCGAUCUUCUGCACGCGCACGACCAAUUGCAGAACGCGAGUACUGAUGCGGAGAAAAAGGAAAUGACUGAGACGUUUGGAGAGUUGAUGAAGGAGAGACAGAAUAUGUUUGUGAGGUGGACUGCGGACAGACAUAUCACGAAGGUCAGAAUUCUACCAAAGACAACGUUUGUGAGGAAGAGCAUGCAAGAGUUUAUGAGGAAAGAUCCAGGGGGAAAUGUUGCUAUGGACUGGCAGGCGUAUGUUCAGCAUCUUCUGGAGUACAGUGCCCAGCAGUACGGUGGGCAGUAUAUUGGAGCUGGCAUGGAUCACCCCAAGCCUUCGAAGAAAACUAUCAUGCCAAAUAUCGAGCGACUCGUUGUCGCAUCGGCUCCUUUUCAAGAGUUCAUCAUGACUACUCGCCGCGUCUAUCGGUGGGAAAACCGCUUAGAGACACUCAAAUACCUCAUGGUAUACACUGCACUUUGGUACAUGAAUCUCGUGUUUCCUGGAAUACUUUCCGUAGUCGUCUACCUCGUUAUCCACCGGCAAUGUAGCCCGAAAACCAUGGAAAAUCUCCGUCAAGAUAUCGAGCGUACUGAAGACCGCCAUCAAACCGCCCUAACCUUGACCGAAUUCAUUGAGAAAGAAGGAUCCGAAGAAUGGGCGGACAAGAUCAUCGAGACUGUCGGACCAUGGCUGAUGAUUCAGUUAGCCGACAUGGCUAACCUUUUUGAAGUCAUGCGAAAUUUCUACGAAUGGCGCGUUCCUAACCGCACUCUCGCCACCCUCUUCAUCCUCAUCUUCGUCAUUCUCGUUUCGACGUUCGUCCCCGCAUGGCUCUUCAUCCGCGGUCUCACUUUCAGUGCCGGCGUCACGUUCUUCGGGCUAUUCCCAAUCUCAGCGAACCUACCAGAAUACAGACUUCUCGCAUCGAUCCCAAAGCGCUUGUUCUGGGAUAUCCCAACACACGGUGAAUGGGCCAUCAAAGCAAUCCAAGCAGAAGCAACACGCUACGCUGAAUCUCGUCCCCUCUCACCGUCCUCCCCUUUUAAAUCUCAGGACCACGACUACAGUUCUUACACCGCAACCCAUAACUCAACCUCGGGUCACCUCAUAAUCUCACAAUCAUUCCUCCGCUUCGUCUCACCCACCACCACCAUGUGUCGCAUUCUGUACACACGGCUCGACCGCGUGGAGAAAGUCGAUCGUGUCGUCGACAAAAAUAUUCCGUUCAAAGGGAGGGGACAUAAUGGGAAGGAUUUGAAGAUUGUGGAGUUGAUGGCGGGGACAAGGGAAGAGAGGAGGGAAUGGCUUUUUGAGAAUAUGGCGGAGAGGGACCAAGCUUUUACGCAGGUUCUGGGGUUUGGUGGUGGGGUUUGGCAGAUUGUUUGGUAA